AUUAGGCGUGGAAAACACAAAAAUGAAACGAAUAAAACCAAGUGGUGCCCAGUUCAAAAAAAUCCGUGCAAAAAAGCAACACACCAAAAAUUUGUCGAAAGAAUUUAUGUUAAAUUACGUGAAAAGUCAUAACAAGGAAAUCUCAGACACCUCAAAUAAUCCUUCGGUUUCUGAAUCAAACCUGGAAAAUCCAUCACAGCAUUUUAUAGACGAGUGUACAAGCGAUAUUGAAAAUGAGGCGGAAUCUUUAUCAAAGGAGAUUCUGGAGGUAGAAAACGCUGGACAAUCAUCUGUUGGAAUUGAUAGUGAAAAACAACAUGUAAUAAGUGUUGAAGAAAACGUGGAGACUGUUUUAUCACAGGAAAAUUCAGGAACAGAGAAUAUCGAACUAUCUAUAAACAAAGACAUAGGUUAUUGGCCCGAGAAAAUUUCACAAUCGUUUCGUGAUUUGAUUGUCAAUACUGGAACAGAAUCUCUACAGAAUAAAAAUGGUCCAUUUCAUCAAGAUGAUUCUGGAAGAUCAUUGAAUAAGGCUUGGUUUCAACGAACACAUAAAAAUGGCGAAAAAACUGAAAGAACCUGGAUGUGCUAUUCUGUUACGAAAAAUGCAUUAUUCUGUCUAUGCUGCAAGUUGUUCCCCUGCAAAAACUACCAGAGUAGUUUCAGCAAUGAAACUGGUUUUUCAUCAUGGAAGAAACUGAAUCCUCGAAUAGAAGAACAUGAAAGUAGCAGAGCUCAUCGUUUCUCGUUUCUAGAGUGGAAGGACAUGGAACGCUCUUUGAAGAAGGGAGGACUUCUCGACGAUCGUCUUCAAUAGCAGAUUCGAAAUGAAACAAAAGUAUGGAGGGAUAUUCUCGAGCGCAUUAUUGCCACAAUACAAAAACUCGCACAGCAGAAUUUGGCACUCAGUGGACACCGAGAAUCCGUUUCUGAAGAUCAAAAUCCAGGAAAUUUCCUUGCUCUUAUAAAAUAUCUGAGCAAAUUUGAUCCUGUUAUGAAAGCCCACGUGGAAUCGGUUUCUGCUAAUAAGGGACAUCUAAGAUAUUUUUCCCACAACAUUCAGAACGAAAUCAUUGCGCUGCUAGGCAACAAAGUUAGAAAAUCCAUCAUAAAUGCUUAAAGAUGCGGUAUACUACAGCAUUUCUUUUGAUACAACUCCAGAUUC
This is a messenger RNA of Drosophila elegans, 1165 nucleotides long. Its product is annotated as zinc finger MYM-type protein 5-like. The record is from RefSeq and is a predicted model, not a curated record. The transcript has 3 exons. NCBI's taxonomy places the organism in Eukaryota, Metazoa, Arthropoda, Insecta, Diptera, Drosophilidae. Bases 23 to 817 code for a protein of 264 amino acids.